UGACAUUUACGUACUUCUCCCCGAUAAUAUUUACGGCUGUAACAUACAUGAUGCAGAUAAAGCACACCUUGUAAGCUGUGCAAAAAAUGUAAUCAAAUUUCUGUGCCUCUGUUUCACAUCAGAAUUCAAAACAUUUGAUAACAAAAUGGAGGAUACCGGAGAAUCGCCAAUUGCUGGCAAUUUAUCGGGCAAAGUAGUGUCAGUGGCAGCCGGAGAAUCCCAUACACUUGCACUUACCGGAGAUGGAUGCGUGUAUUCAUGGGGAAGAGGAAUGUUUGGAAGGCUGGGGACUGGAUUAGAAAAGGAUGAGUUUUACCCGGUUCAAGUGAAGUUCGGCAGUUUUGAUGAGAAACAGCUCAAGUUUGUUGGAGUUGCUGCUGGUGCUUAUCAUAGUGUUGCUCUUUCAGAUGAUGGAUCAGUUUGGUGCUGGGGUUAUAACAUCUAUGGCCAACUUGGUGGGAAUGAAGAGAAUUCUCUCGUGCCUCGCAUGAUGGAUCAAUUUCAUGAGUUGGUCCCUCCUGAUUCAGCAGCAAAUGAGUCAGAAAAUAGUAAAGAAGCACUAUUGAAGAUUUGUACCAUUAAAGCGGGAGGAAUGAUGUCCCUCGCAAUUGAUAACCUUGGAGCUCUCUGGAUGUGGGGCAAUUGCCCACAGCUAAACAGUAACAGCGAGGGUGGUUUCUCCUUAGUUAGCAGUUUCACUCCUAUCCCCGUCUGGGAUUUCCACGGUCACACUGUUGUUAAAGUUGCAUGUGGAAAUGAACAUGUCAUAGCACUUGUCAGUAGAGGAGAAACAUAUAAAGGUGAAGAUCUAGUAUGCUACUCUUGGGGAAACAAUAGUCACGGCCAAUUGGGUUCGGGAGAUAGAGAGAGCAGAGUGCGGCCUGAAGUUGUUGAAACAUUUAACAAUGACUCUCUAUGGACUGUUUAUGAGGUGUCAUGUGGUGCAUUUCAUACUGCUUUGCUUGCUCGUAAAAAGAGACCAAAUGACAAGUUAGAAAGUACGUGCUGGACAUUCGGCUUAGGAGAAAAUGGGCAGCUCGGGCAAGGAACCACCCAAAGUGUACCACAACCUGAACAAGUAAAAGAAUUGCCAGAGUAUGUAUACUUGAUCUCUGUUGAUUGUGGUUUAUUUCAUACCAGCGUUGUCUCUUCAGCUGGAGAUGUGUGGUCAUGGGGAAUGAUGAACGGGCUUGGACUUUGCCCAGAUGCUCGAUUUACUGGCACCGAUGCUGGGGAUGCUCUUUCUCCCCUUCAACUUAGAGGAUCUCAAGUGCCGAAAUUUAAUGACCCUGUCCAAAUUACGUGCGGCGCUGCCCAUACUCUUCUUGUUGCAAAUGGUGGUUAUAAACUUUGGUCCUGGGGUAGAGGAAGAAGUGGAGCCCUCGGAAACGGAAAGGAAAUAGACGUUUUUGUUCCAACUGUUAUGCUGUGGCCGCCACUGACGGAGGAUUUCAACAACCAAGAAUCAAAUGAUACUACUGUUACGGAUAAUUCUGGCAAAAAACGAUCCGAGGAAGUUACAGAAACGGAGAAAAAAUUAUCCUUGGCGAUGGAGGAGCUGAAGCUUCCUCAAUCAAAACUUUCUACGAUUGAACGAUACGCCGGAAUACUUCAUGGUUCAAUUUUUGGUAAACCUUUUACAGAAGAAGAAAUUCCAGUGUCGCUGCAGAAUUCAGGUACAUUUGAUAUUGCAAAGGAAUGGGAAGGCAUGUUAGAAUCAGCAGAUCGGAGUAAGCUUAUUAGGCUGGAGAUUUUCUACCGAAACAUGCUUGCAGGAGUCAAAGAUAAGCAGAUGAAAAGAAGGAUCCAGGAGAUCAUAAAAGAUUGUCUUCCUUCUUCAGCUCAACAACAUACAUAAAAAUUGGCCACAUUCACUCUGAGGUUCUUCUAUUUUCAAUGAUCCCUCGAGAUUCUUGCUUCUUUAAUGCAUAUCCUGUUUUUAGAGUAGUAUAGGAAAUAAGCAGCUUUUUUGAAAAGCUAUAGUUGUUUUCUGGAGAAGAUGAUGAUCAUGCGUAUUCAUGUAAAGGAAAUGAUAUUGAAUAAUAUAGUUUGUAUAGUACAUAAGGCUUAAUUGUUUUAAAAAAACCACAAAUUUUAGCA
Molecule: messenger RNA, 2100 nt
Organism: Mercurialis annua (annual mercury)
Lineage: Eukaryota; Viridiplantae; Streptophyta; Magnoliopsida; Malpighiales; Euphorbiaceae
Product: ultraviolet-B receptor UVR8
Exons: 5
Coding region: 146-1858 (570 amino acids)
Source: RefSeq, a predicted model, not a curated record